This is a messenger RNA of Staurois parvus, 354 nucleotides long. The record is from the annotation of a GenBank genome assembly. NCBI's taxonomy places the organism in Eukaryota, Metazoa, Chordata, Amphibia, Anura, Ranidae.
AUGUGCCACUUUCAGGUCUCCUCACACUGCUGGUGUGUGUUUCCAUUUUUUGACAUAGGGUGCUGGCAGAUUACGGGCCUCCCAUAGCUGCUGCCAGGCCCCUAAUCUGCCAUGGGCCCCUAUACACCGCCUCCUCAUGCUGCUGCUGCCAGGUCCAGAGUCUGUCAUGGGUCCCUGUACGGCCUCCCAUUGCUGCUGUCUCCAUCGCCACACUCUGCCAUGUGCCACUUUCAGGUCUCCUCACACUGCUGGUGUGUUCCAUUUUUUUCAUAGGGCUUCAUAGGCCUCCCAUUGCUGCUGUCUCCAUCGCCACACUCUGCCAUGUGCCACUUUCAGGUCUCCUCACACUGCUGC